UCCCCGGCUCUUUGUGGGCUGGAGCUCGGUGGAGAGCAGGGCGUUCGGUCUGCACCGCCGACGCCACUGGCAGCCGGGCUGUCUGGGAAAGACGGACCGGCGAACGCCCCGUGCCGGCGCUAGGUCUCCCGCCGCUCGCGUUUGUGCCCCGUGUCAUCCUCACUUGGGAAGCAGUGACCAUUUUUAAAUCACAAGGGCGUGGGUCAGCCUUCCCUAGGACUUCAUGUCUGUAUAUUUCCCCAUUCACUGCCCUGACUAUCUGAGUUCAGCCGAGAUGACUGAGGUGAUGAUGAGCACCCCAUCCAUGGAGGAGAUUGGCCUCAACCCCCGGAAAGAUGGCCUUUCCUAUCAGAUUUUCCCUGACCCGUCAGACUUCGACCGCUGCUGCAAACUGAAGGACCGCCUGCCCUCCAUAGUGGUGGAACCCACUGAGGGGGAGGUGGAGAGCGGGGAGCUCCGGUGGCCCCCAGAGGAGUUCUUGGUUCAGGAGGAUGAGCAAGACAACUGCGAAGAGACAGCAGAAGAAAACAAGGAGCAGUAGGGUCCCGCUAGGUGCCGUGGGUCAUGCCAGCCAGCAUCUGUUCCUGAACUGUGUUUUUCCCAUCCUGAUGGAAGAAGAGAGUGAGCCACAAUCGUUUUGAAAAUGUCAAACGAGGCUUCCGUUUUGCACCUGCAAAUCACCAAAUUGGGUUUCUUUUCUUUUCUUGUCCUUUUUUUUUUUUUUAAAUUUGUUGAGCAGUGGAGCCCUCUGACAACUUGCAAGGCCUUCUGAGAAAGGAAGCUGCAGAGAAGAGGGGGGGCAGGGUGUGGGGAAGGGGUGCUGCUUCUGAGAUCAGUAUCUGAACUCCAGCAGCCAGAGACUGUGGGGAUCCAGGGGGGGGGGGAGGGGGAUGGGCAAGCCAGCAAGGAAACUUUGGGGUAAGAAAGCAAACACCAGACCAAACAGAGAACAAUAUAGGUUUUUUAAGAAAGCAUUGAGCAGAGAACUGCACCCAGGAAGUUCUCGGCAGAUUUGCCCUAGCUGCUGGGGCAUCAGUAAAACCAAGUCUUCAUCUCACUACGCUCCGUCUCAUCCACUGCCAGCCUUCCCUUUUACUUCAGGAGUGCUGGUCUAUGACAGAGGAGAGGACAGAGAGCAGGAGAAAGGGGCUGCUUGCAGGGCCAGCUGGAAGGAUGUGCAGGAAAGGAACCCUGUCCUUCCCUGAACUCUGACCCCAGCUGCAGCUUGCUGUCAGAGCCCAGGAGACGGGAGGUUUGUGAGAGGCAGGGCUUUGGGGCUUUACUUCCCCGGUGGAUCCUUCUUGCCUGCCAGCAGUUUGCAGAGUGACCAGAGCACUUCCUGCCCUUGCUGGAGACCCCAAAGCUGAUUCCUGGGCAAGAAGGCCCCUCCUUCCACUGCCCCCUCCCAAGACUGGCUCUCAGAGUCCCAUGGAGUAGGGGCACAGAGGCAGCAGAGCAGGUGGGCUCCCAGCUGGCCCUUCCUUCUGCUCCCACCAUCCUCGAGGGCUGUGGAUUACAGCCUGCCCACCUAGCAGCCGCUCCUUAGCCUGGCUUUCUAGCGGGAGCAGAAGAAGAGUGUGUUCCUUGGUGGAGGGAGAGCUUUCACGCAGGUCCCAGGGACGGACACAGCCUGGCUUACUACACAGGGUACCAAGGCUCCCAAGGAAUGGCAGUGGGAUCCAGGCUGAGGUCAGAGUUAUCCUGAGAUCCUUGCUUCUCCCCAUGCAGUUCCUGGAAGCAGUUGGGAGGAAGGCAUGGGGGUGGAGAGCUCGGUGUCCCUGUGGAAGAUGGCUCUUCAUCCCUGUCCUCCUCCCACCUGUUUCCAGCAAGGGCAGUGGUUGCAAGAAGAAAUCAGCCUCCGGACUUAGAGCUUCUCAUCGUAGCUCAGAACCUUCUGGAGCAGCAGGUGGCAGGACAGACUCUUCCACCAUCUUGAUUUCAGAGCAGGACUGUGCGGCCAAGAGGUGGACUCAGAACCUUUCUUGGGUUGUACUCGGCCUACCAAGGCAUCCACAAUGUCCCCUCAGGUCUCUGGUCAGUCCAGGUUGACCCCUGGUUUUGGACUUGUGUGUCUAGCUGUAUUUAAUACCUCAAGGUCAGUGUGGCUCUGAGGCACCUCGGGGCGGGAGGAUGGGGGUGGGCUGCUGACUGGGCAGCCGGCAGGGUUCGGUUCUGGGAAGCCAGUGGUCGCCCCCGCGCCCUGCCCCUCCCCCUUACCUCUGUCGUCUGCCUGUGAUACACACACCAAUGGCAAUAACUUCUUCCAGCUCCGGCAGAAGCGGGAGAGGCCCUCAGCCUCUGCUUCGAGGGGCUUCUCUCUUCUGUUCUGGCUACAGAGACUUGUCCCCCUUACCCUCAUCCCCUUGCAGCCUUUUCCUCUCUUACCUCCCUUUGUGGAUGAGAGUUUUGCCUUUUAAAUUCCUGUGUAUCCGUGUCUCCCUCUCUCUCAUCCACCACCCUGGAUCCUCUGUCCCGGUCUUGCUGUGUGAUGGGAACGUGCUUGUAAACUGCGUAUCAAAUCAACUUUGUGUAUAUGUAUGUUUAUGGGGGUGGUUUAUUCCUUUUACUGGUCACUAGACAGCUCUGUACGACCCUGUGUGGUCUGAGCAGGCCAGGGGCUGACAGCUAAAGUCAGGCCUCUCAGCAGUUGAGCCUGCUGGGGGGACCCAGCUGCUCAUGGACAAGUGGCUGAGCUCCUGUCUGGCCUCCUCUUUUUUUUUUUUUUUUUUUUUUUCCUUUUUUUAAGUAAUAUGUGUGUAUUUCUAACUGAUCGUAUUGAAAAAAAAAAAAAAAAUCCUAGUAGUUCAGUAAAACGCCUGUUGUGAGAUGAACCUCCUGUAACUUCUAUCUGUUCUUUUUUGAGGCUCAGGGAGAAACUAGCAUUUUUUUUUUUUUCCAAACUACUUUUUGUCACUGUGACAGUUGUAAAUAAAGUUUGAAAAUGCUUUCCA
This is a messenger RNA of Sciurus carolinensis (gray squirrel), 2951 nucleotides long. It is a transcript of the gene Lbh, whose product is annotated as LBH regulator of WNT signaling pathway. Gene Ontology annotation, biological process: positive regulation of DNA-templated transcription. The record is from RefSeq and is a predicted model, not a curated record. Gene Ontology annotation, cellular component: nucleus. The transcript has 3 exons. Lineage: Eukaryota; Metazoa; Chordata; Mammalia; Rodentia; Sciuridae. The coding region runs from base 224 to 541 and encodes 105 amino acids.